Loxodonta africana (African savanna elephant) is the source of this 1198-nucleotide messenger RNA. Its product is annotated as olfactory receptor 4D9-like. The record is from RefSeq and is a predicted model, not a curated record. Gene Ontology annotation, cellular component: plasma membrane. Gene Ontology annotation, molecular function: olfactory receptor activity; G protein-coupled receptor activity. Gene Ontology annotation, biological process: G protein-coupled receptor signaling pathway. The transcript has a single exon. Lineage: Eukaryota; Metazoa; Chordata; Mammalia; Proboscidea; Elephantidae. The coding region runs from base 1 to 972 and encodes 323 amino acids.
AUGGCCCUGGGAAAUUAUUCCAGGGUGCCUGAAUUUAUUUUCUGUGGACUUACCCAGUCUCAAGAGCUGAGCUUGCUCUUCUUUUUCUUUUUAUCUAUGGUCUACGUAACAACUAUGUUAGCAAACAUUGCCAUCAUGGUCACUGUCACCUGUGAAUCGUGCCUUCACACACCCAUGUACUUCCUGCUCUGCAAUCUCUCUGUCUUGGACAUAUGCUUCUCCUCUAUCACUGCUCCAAAGAUCGUAGUAGACCUUCUCUCAAGGACAAAGACCAUCUCCUUCAAUGGCUGCAUCAUACAGAUGUUUUCCUUUCACCUCCUUGGUGGGGCAGAUGUUUUUUCUCUCUCUCUGAUGGCAUUUGAUCGUUACAUGGCCAUCUCCAAGCCCCUGCACUACCUGACCAUCAUGAGUAGGAGGCGAUGCACUGCACUCAUUGUGGCCUCCUGGGUGGGGGGCUUUGUCCACUCCAUUGUGCAGAUUUCCCUGUUGCUCCCACUCCCCUUCUGUGGACCGAAUGUUAUUGAUGGCUUCUACUGCGAUGUUCCCCAGGUCCUCAAACUCGCUUGCACUGACACCUUUGCUCUUGAACUCCUGAUGAUUUCCAACAAUGGUCUGGUUGCUACCCUGUGGUUUGUCCUUAUCCUGGUGUCAUAUGCUGUCAUCUUGAUGAUGCUGAGGUCUCACACUGGGGAAGGCAGAGGAAAAGCAUUAUCCACCUGCACAGCCCAUAUCACUGUGGUGACCCUGCAUUUUGUGCCCUGCAUCUAUGUCUAUGCCAGGCCCUUCACUGCCCUCCCCAUGGACAGAGUUAUCUCCAUCACCUUCACUGUUAUCAGCCCUGUCCUGAACCCUAUAAUCUACACCCUAAGGAACCAGGAGAUGAAGUCAGCCAUGAGGAAACUGAAGAGAAGAUUUGCAGCUUCCACAAAAAGAGUAGAUUCUAUGAAGUCCACAUUGGGAAGCCAGAACUGAAAAGAGAUUUUUCACAACACAAUAGAAGGCCCCUAUCUCUACACCACCUAAAGACCAAAGCUUUAUCUUUUUCCCACAACAGAGUCCUAUAACAAGGUUGGCCUGAGACAAUCAUCACUGCAAGGUGGUCUCAUGGUGAGAUUGUUGGCAACUUAGAGUCUCAGGUCCAUAAAUUGUCAGCUAUUGUACGGCCUCUAAUAUUUAUAUCAGGAAACUUGGUGGAGCA